AAUUAUGUAUAAUUAUAACAUUUAAGUUGCACCAAAAAUCAACCAUGCUUAAUCAGAUCAUUACUAUCAUCCAUAUUCAACCUUAAGUUAUCAAUCCUAUACUAACAAACCAACCUAUUUAUAAUAAUUAGCCAAUUACAAAUAUAAUAAUGACUGUUAUUAUUAAGAAAAACAAUACCUUCCUGAAGCUGAUCGAUCACUCUUUUAAAUUUAAAAAGAACAACAUUAUGAAUAUAUGACCAAGCUAAAUAAAAAUCUAGAAUUUGAUUUCCAGACUUUAAAGAAUAAGUAUAUCAUUCUCAUAUAACUAAGAAUUGAAACAUUAUCAAUUUCAUAUAUAGAAGAAAGAGAAAUAUUUUAACAAAUGAUAAAUGAAAUUGCAUAACAAUUACGUGAUAUUGAAAGAUGCAAAUCAAAUAUUGUAUAUAUUGACCUUCAAAAAUUUGAAAACAAUAUAACUGUCAUUAAUUUAUUAGAAUACUUACAUGAAUAAGAUCUAAAAUAAAUCAAAAAGAGUGAUGUUGAAUUAUUCUUUAAUUCAAUGAACUAAUAAAUUUAAUAAGCUCAUAUUUCGUAUCAUUAUUUUAUAUUUUUAUAGAAAACUAAAACUAUAAAAUUUGAUUGGAAAAGAUUAUCUUACUAAAUAAGAUCAAGAUGAACAUGUCAAUUAAAUUCAAGCUAGAAUAAUUGCCAUGAUAAUUUAAACAUACACUCAUCUUGAGUUUUAUAGAUAAAAAUUUUAAUAACUGGCUCUUAAAUUAGAUUAUAUUUUUAAUUGGUUAGACUUUGAUAGAGAUGGAAUAUUAUCAUUUGCAGAUUUCAAAACAAGAUAUCCUAGUGCAGAUAUUGUGUUUAAAUUUAUCACAUAAUAAAGUUUAGAUCUUAGUAGCUUCAUUAAACUAUUUUAACCUCACUCAAAAGCUAAAUACUUAUGA
Molecule: messenger RNA, 935 nt
Organism: Paramecium sonneborni
Lineage: Eukaryota; Ciliophora; Oligohymenophorea; Peniculida; Parameciidae
Source: the annotation of a GenBank genome assembly